AAGGUUGGUAGCUUUCAACGUAUUCAUUUUGUGUUGUUUUUGCGUAAAACGUCAAAUUGGUGUGUUCUUGUUGGAAUAAUUGGAAUAAAUCGUAAUUAACGGUGUGAUAAAUAAUCGAGGAAUCAUUUCUACAAAUCAUUCCAGCGUAACAGACAAAUUGAGUUGCUUUAGUCAUGCCGUUACAUAGAUAUACUCAUGCUAUUUUAUGUAGAAUCCCUCUUUCUCUGCGAACGAGAGGGGAGGUCACGCUUGACGAGGCUAGAAAGCAACAUUUAGCUUUAGCGCAAUUAUUACGAGAACUUGAUAUUGACGUGGUUGAGAUGCCUCCAGACGAAAAUUCACCUCUAUGUGUUUUCGUUGAGGAUAUUGCGGUUGUUUGCAAUGGUAUUGCACUCAUCGCUCGACCAACCGAACCAUCUCGUUUAAAAGAGAUUGAUACUAUUAGAGCUGUUUUAAAAAAAGAAUUAGAAAUACCUUUAAUAGAAAUUGCAGACAAGAAUGCUCGUUUAGAUGGAGGAGAUGUUUUAUUUACAGGCCGUGAAUUUUUUGUUGGCUUGUCACAUUUUACAAACGAAGCAGGAGCACGUGCAGUUGCUGCAGCAUUUCCUGAAUAUCCUUGUGUACCUAUAAAGGUGGGUGAUGGUGGCGAAGAGGUGAUAGUGGAGAGUCUUACCUCAGCCCCUCUUCAGGUUGCAGAAUCCAAACGCUUAAAAUCAUUAGUUACCAUGGCUGGCCCUGAUGUUAUUUGUGUUGGUGCUGGCAAAGAAUGUCAGGAAGUGUUAAAAAGGAUUGAACGAGAAGCAACAUACAGUUACCAGACUUUAACAGUACCUGAAGAUGCUGCUGCAAAUGUUCUAUAUGUCAAUGGAACUCUCAUUCAUCGGUCAGAGGAUGAAAUCCCACAAUCAAGUAAGGUUUUUAUGGAAAAAGUAGAAUUUCCAACUAGAUCAUUACCCAUGUCUGAAUUAGCAAAAGUCAGUUCUGGUUUAUCUUCUUGUUGUUUAUUAGUCCGCAGACCGAGACAUAUUCGUAGUAUUUAAAAAAAAAAAAAAAAAGAAAGAAAGAAAGAAAAACAGAAAGAAAUUAAUAACAUGAUAUAUAAUCUCAAUGAAGUACCCUGUAUUUUAACAAGUAAAAAGAAACUUUCUUUAAGGGGCUGAACACGUAUUAAUUUUAUUAAAGAAAGUUGAUCUAUCACUAUAGCUUUUAUAUCAUUUUGAUAUCUGGAUGUAUAAAUUUAACAAGUAUAAAAAAAAUUAAUAUAAUAUAUUUAAGUUUUAAAUGUAAAGAAAGAGUUAAUAUAUAUAUUGAUGUGUUUAAAGUAAAAAUACUAGUUUAUAUUACUAAUAGAAUUAUUUUGUAUAUUUUUUUGCACUUGCCAUUGAGAUAUUUUUACUACUUUCUAUUUUUCAAUUUUAUUACAGUAUUUAUACCAUUACGUAAAAUCUUGUUAUAUUGUAGCAGUACCAUGACAUCUACUUUUGUUAUUUUAAUUAGUAUCAUUUCUUAUUUGUAUUUUUUUUACAAAAUAAUUAUAUUCAUUUAAUCUUUCAUUUUGCAUUUAAAUGAUAUAAAGGACAGUAUUGUGGUAAUAAAUAUUGCACAAUGUUUUUAUUAUGCAUAAGGGGUUAGAAUAAAGACUCUUUUAAUAUUAUAAUAUUCGAGCAAAAUCAAACUUUUACACUUGAUAUGAACUAGUAUUUUAUAUUCGGACAUUUUGCAGAAUAUUUAGGACGUUUAUAAAACAAAAUGAUUUCCUUUUUUCGACAAUAUUCUGACUCCCAUAAAUGCAUUUACAACUAGUCGUUAAAACGUGUUCACAAAUUAUGCAAUCAGAAACUCUAUAUACUUAGUAAUAAAAAGUAUCCACGAUAUUAUCAGCUAGAUUUAUAUACACAUCUUUUAAAAUAUACAAAGAGAUACAGUACAUAUAUUAUUGUGUAGCUAUGUUAUUUGAAAGUAAAUUUCUUAGAAAAUCCAUUUAUUCAUUGAAAAUAUUUGAAAUACGUUUUAAGAUUCUUCAGCUGUUUUCUAUAUAUAGAUUCUCUUAUACAUAUUAUAUAUAUAAAUUUUGCCGAUUAAUUAUAUAUAUAUAUAUAUAUAAAUUUGGCCGAUUAGUUCUAAUACAGCAUCUAUGUUACAUUUACAAACACGUAUCAUACAAUAGUACUGAUGAUUAAGAAUAAAAAAUUCAUAUUGCAUUAAUAUAAUAUAAUCUAGGCUUCACAAUAAAGGCACUGAGCUUAAGGUCCUAUACACUAAAAUUCAUUCUGCUCUCUCAUAGUAUUAUAUUAUUUUAUAUUUUACAAGAUAGUUAACAUCAUACAAUACGAAAAUAUCAUAAUUAAUAAUAUACGAAACUAUUAUUAAUCUCCUUGCUUUUUUAUAUGUGUAAUAACGUUAAGUAUGAUAUUAUGGCUUGUAUAUUUUAUCUUUUUUUACAUAUUGUCUGUGCACAAGAAAAAGACACAAAUAUAAAAUUAAUUUUUGUCAGUGGAGUGCUUCCCAUUCUUAAGUGUUACAUAAUGAUAUAAUCAUAAAAUGUUUUUCGAUAUAAGGAGCUUCGUAUAUUAUCAAUUGCUUUAUAACACACACAAAUUUAAUUACAAAAUUUGAAUAACAUAUAAAUAGAUUUAUCUUAUCUCUACUUUAUGUAUAAUUUUCUCUUGAAGAAUAAUGUUAAAAUGUAGAAAUGAUAAUGUAGAAUUCUGAAUUCUUUGUAAAAUCUAAUCCUUCUAAAACAAUGAUUCUCGUAAAUAUGUAAAAAAAAAAGAUGACAAAGUCAAUAAUAAAAAGAAUGAUAAAUACACAAUGAGAUAAUUAUUUAUUACAAUUAUUAUCUCAUUCUUGUAAAUCGUAUUAAAUAUAUACAUACGAACUAAAAAUAAAAUUUUAUCCAUAUAAUGUAUUUAGUAUCAGCAUAAAAAUCAUUUAAAAAAUACGAUAACGAUAUUAUGUUUUUAUCUGUACGCAUACAAAAAGAAAUGUUCAAUAUUCUAAAAUUAGAUGUCUUCUUCCUAUUCAAUGAUUUCACUAUACUUACAUACAUAACUCGUCAUUUAAUAUAAUGCUAUCAUGUUAUACAAUAUCUCACUUGGUUUUUUUUCUUCUUUUUUUUUUGUUUACGGACUUUUUUGUUAUGUAUUCAAGAAUAGAAAGUUAAAACAGAUGUAUGAUUUCCUCGGACAAGUAAAAAUGGUGGCAUGUCACGUGUAAGAGAUUCAAGCCACGCCAUAUAAAGAGGUGCAGAUACGGCACCUUUCCGUGGCAUUGGCAAUGUCCUAUAUACGAAUAAAUAUAUACGUAUAUAUAAUAAAUUAAAAAUAUAUAUAUAUAUAUAUAAUUUAUAUUAGAACAGGAAAAGGAAAGUAUGUUUACUUACAUAACAAUUAAAUUCGCUUCCAUAGAAUUUUCAAGUAAUAAUUCUCGUAAUCGGAGAUGUCUAUUUGUUUUUUCUUUCAUCGCAAUAAGUUCAGAUUCUCUUAUAAUACCUAAAAAAUGCAAAAAAAAGAAAUAAUUCUAUAAAAUUUAUAUACACGUAACUUUAAUUGUGCGACGAAAGAAUGAAAGAAAAAGAGAGUCAAAAAAACAAUACCAUCGUCGGAAUCUUUAGUAUUAUCGCAUUGUUGAAAAUGGGCGAUCAAUGAAUCAAAGAAAUUUUUCGUACUGCUUUGAGCUGGUUUUGAUAUAUCUGGUAUUACUUUCAAAGCCGAAUAAUCUAUCCGAAAUUUCGAUAAAAGACUAGCCAUACUGAAAUAAUUUUCGAUUAUAUAUAUAACAAUCGUUUUUAUCGUAUAGAAAAGUAAUAAUACAAGAGAUGUUUUGAGAAAACAUACUUUCUUUGUUCAUACUCGAGCUCAGAAUGUUUAUUUGCAAGAGCAAAAACUCUUAAUUUGCUAUUUGACCAAUUGCGUCUCGUACUAAUAAUAUAAGGUAAUAAAAGUGUUAAACCACCAUCAUCAUAUAACCACCACACAUCUAUCGUGCCUUUUUUUUGUUUUUUUUGGAAUUUGGUAACAGCAUUAAAUAUUUCCUUUGCUAUGGGAGUUAUGUUUUGUCUAUUUUCACGCUGUUGUUCAUUUGCAAGCGGAUUUGGAUAUUCGUUAACUACUUUCGAACGUUUCGGAGCAGGACUUCCUGGUAUUGAAAUGUCUGAAGUACUACUGGCUACAAGAAGGGAGGAAAUAAUGAUAUUAUUAUCAUACAUUAUAGAAUAUAAUAGCAUGCGGAUUAAUGUGAUUAGAUACCUUGACUAAGUUGAGAGAAACUUUGAUUUGCUGGUAUCACAGUAGGUACAAAUCUUUUUUGUUCCUCAACUUCCGUUAUAACUCCACUGCUGUCUAAUCCUUCUUGAAUUCGUAAAAGAGCUACGGCUAUGUGCAUAUCUAAUGCUUUGCUAUGAAAAUGACAUGAUUAUGACGAUCGUAAAUUUUUUUUAUAUCCAAGUACAAAGACAUUUCAAUUUACUUACUGCAUGAUGUUAAAGUACAUAUUCAAAUUCUCCCGUGAACAGCACGCCCAGUCUUGUUUAUAACCCAUCAAUAAAAUAUUAGGUUUCAUUUUUCCCAAACCAGCGGCUUGCAAAAGAGAAGUAGUACCGUCUUGAAAAUUGGCGCCAUCAACCACAGAAUAAAACGCUUUUAUUUUAUUCGCUCUAAACCACGAAGUACAUUUCGCUAUCAUGUUAUUUCGUGUUUUGUACGAUAUUGAUGUCUAAGAGAUACGUUAUAUGUAAAGGAUUAAUCAAAUUUAUAAAACAGUAUGUGAACAUUUCUUCGUUAAUAAAUUGUAAUUAUUAAUUA
Molecule: messenger RNA, 4802 nt
Organism: Vespula pensylvanica (western yellowjacket)
Lineage: Eukaryota; Metazoa; Arthropoda; Insecta; Hymenoptera; Vespidae
Product: N(G),N(G)-dimethylarginine dimethylaminohydrolase 1
Exons: 6
Coding region: 174-1040 (288 amino acids)
Biological process (GO): arginine metabolic process; positive regulation of nitric oxide biosynthetic process
Molecular function (GO): dimethylargininase activity; amino acid binding
Source: RefSeq, a predicted model, not a curated record